This is a messenger RNA of Saccharomyces cerevisiae S288C, 3537 nucleotides long. It is a transcript of the gene ATG11, whose product is annotated as autophagy protein ATG11. Gene Ontology annotation, cellular component: vacuolar membrane; phagophore assembly site membrane. The record is from RefSeq and is marked reviewed. Bases 1 to 3537 code for a protein of 1178 amino acids. Gene Ontology annotation, biological process: autophagosome assembly; substrate localization to autophagosome. NCBI's taxonomy places the organism in Eukaryota, Fungi, Ascomycota, Saccharomycetes, Saccharomycetales, Saccharomycetaceae. The transcript has a single exon.
AUGGCAGACGCUGAUGAAUAUAGCACUGCACCUACCCAGCAAGAAAUAACACCACUGCAGACAACAGCCACUAUCAUAAAUGCAAUAUCUGGAGAAUGUAUAACUACGAAUGUUGAUUUUUUCGUUUCCCUGGACAAAUUUAAACAGUUCAUUGCUAGGAAAUGGAAGAUUCCUCCCGAUCAGCUGCUGAUUCUACUACCUUAUGGUAACAAACUAAAACCGUCGAUGUUUAAAGAGCUGCUUAUUAAUAGGUCUUUUACUCUAAAUGAUUUUUACGUUUACGACAGACGACUAUUCUCACUUGUUAGUAAACCGACACCAACAAAUCUUUUAACGUCUAAGGAUUCUAAUCCCAUGAACUCCCCUAAUUCCAACGACUUGACAGAGACUCUGGAAUAUUUAAUUAAGAAUAGUCAUAUAUCUCAAUACCAAGGUAGCGAUACUAUUAUGAUCAAGCCUAUGCCCUCGCCUUUGGAGGACGCAGACGUAGAUCUUUCGCGUUUAAAUUACCAUUCCGUAACUAGCUUACUGACGACGAACCUUGGUUGGCUAAGCGCUUUAGAAAUAGAUGUACAUUAUUUUAAGAGCCUCAUACCAGACAUAAUAGCCCAUAUUAAGCGUAUUUUUGAUGGCUUAACCGUUUGCUCACAAUAUUUGAAGCUGUACUGCUUUGAUGUAGAAAGUUUGUAUAACUCAAACGUUCAAUUUUUAAAUCAGCUGGUAGACAAUGGUAUGACUUCAAAAUGGGAAAAAUGCUUCAAUGACACCUUGAGUAAGUUGACUGCUUUAGAGGGUGAUUCUUUACAAAAGUUCAUUAAUAUUGAAUCUCUCCUGGAGAACGAAAAAUCUGUAAAGAUUCUAAAUCAUUCAAUCAAUGGUAAGCUGAAUAAAAUUAAGAGGGAAAUUGACGAAAAUGCAAGUUUUAGAGAUAUUAUAACAGUAAACAUCGAUCGACUGCGGCAAAUGUUUACCCCGAAUGAAUCUAAAUUCGAGCUUGAAGACCAAAUGGCAGAGAGCUUUGAGGUACUGGUAUCAGAAAUGCGAACAAGAAGCAGAAAUGUACUUGAUAAAGAAGAAGAAGAAUUCAAUAGUCAAGAAUUUUUGAAAAGCAUGAAUGUGAUGUUGGAAAAGGAUAAAAAAGAAUCAGUGAAAACUCUCUUCACUAUAUCACAAGCGCUGUAUUCACAAAUAGGAGAACUAAUAGAUUUAAAAAAAAGUCUACAAAAGCAUGCAGUAGCCAUUUUGGGUAACAUAGCAUUCACCCAGAUGGAAAUCCUAGGUAUUAAAAGACUAUUAUUGAAUGAAUGUAAUAAAGAUUUAGAGCUAUACAAGAAAUAUGAGGUAGAAUUUGCACAGGUAGAAGAUUUGCCUCUGAUAUAUGGGCUUUAUUUAAUCGAAAAAUAUCGUAGGCUAUCAUGGUUCCAACAAAUUUUGUCAUUUAUCUCAAAUUUUAAUCAAGAUUUAGAGUUGUUCAAACAAAAUGAAUUACGAACAAGAAAUAAAUGGGUUAAAAAUUUCGGUUCCAUCGCGACUGUUUUUUGCGAAGAUCUAUUGUCUUCCUCUGAUUUCAAACGUCUAAACGAAUAUCACUCUCAUACUUCUCCACCAAAUGAAGAUGAGGAAGAUGAAAAUGAGAAUUCUAUAGCAAAUUACCGCCAAGACCUGGUAAAAGUAUCGCAAGCCAUUGAUAAUUAUAUGACGCAAAUUAAAGAAACAGAUGUUUCUGAACCGAUCAUUGAUCUACUUUCGAAAACACUUUUUGAGACGAAGAGAUUUCAUAUAAUAUAUUCCAAUUUCAAAAAUAAUAACAAUAAUAGUUCUAAUGGCAAUAGCAUUUCCCCUGAAGGGUCUAUUGCCUUGAAAAGUGAUGAUGUAGUCAAAGGAUACAAAACAAGAAUAAAAAAAUUAGAAUCGCUAUUACAUGAGUUUCAAUAUUCCGACAUAGGCCAUUGGCCUCAAGGUGUUCUCAAUACCCAUCUUAAGCCAUUUCGUGGUUCUGCUACGAGUAUAAACAAGAAGAAAUUCCUGGGAGCAUCUGUAUUACUAGAGCCUGCCAAUAUUUCUGAAGUGAACAUUGAUAGUGUUUCGCAAGCUAAUAAUCAUCAAAUUCAAGAGUUAGAGAGUAAUGUGGAUGAUCUAUUACACCAACUUCAACUAUUGAAAGAAGAAAAUAAUCGAAAAUCAAUGCAAAUUUCGGAAAUGGGGAAAAAAAUAAGUGAUCUAGAGGUGGAGAAGACAGCUUAUCGCGAAACUUUGACUAAUUUGAAUCAAGAAUUGGCAAGGUUAACUAAUGAAGAACAAUCGCAUAGAACUGAAAUUUUUACCCUCAAUGCCUCUUUCAAAAAGCAAUUGAAUGAUAUAAUUAGCCAAGACAAUGAAAAGAUAGAAAAGCUAACAGGUGACUAUGAUGAUGUUAGCAAAUCGAGGGAACGAUUGCAAAUGGAUCUGGAUGAAUCUAAUAAGAAGCAUGAACAAGAGGUCAAUUUGUUGAAGGCUGAUAUUGAAAGGCUCGGUAAACAAAUUGUGACUUCAGAGAAAAGUUACGCUGAGACUAACUCAAGCUCGAUGGAAAAAGGUGAGAAAUUCGAAACCAUUCCUCUUGCUGAGGACCCAGGUAGGGAAAACCAGAUAUCUGCAUACACACAGACUCUGCAAGAUAGAAUAUUUGAUAUAAUAUCGACAAAUAUUUUCAUUUUGGAGAACAUUGGGUUGCUGUUAACCUUCGACAAUAAUAAUAACAUCCAAAUUAGACGAGUCAAGGGAUUGAAAAAGGGAACCGCCCAAAGUAAUAUACUGGAUGAAAGCACACAAAUGCUGGACGCACAUGAUAAUUCUCUAAUAAAAAGUCCGGUUUUCCAGAAAUUGAAAGAUGAGUAUGAAUUAAUAAAGUCAGUUGCCAAUGGAUCUGAAAAGGAUACACAGCAAAGCAUUUUUCUGGGGAAUAUCACUCAAUUAUAUGACAAUAAGCUUUAUGAAGUUGCCGUUAUCAGGAGAUUCAAGGAUAUUGAGACCUUGGCCAAAAAAUUAACUAAAGAAAAUAAGAUCAAGAGAACGCUAUUGGAGAGAUUCCAAAGGGAAAAGGUGACUUUGAGGAACUUUCAAAUUGGCGAUUUAGCAUUAUUUUUGCCAACACGAGAAAACGUUAAUUCUGUCGGGUCUAUGUCGUCUUCCACCUCAUCAUUGAGCUCAUCAUUUUCAUCUGUUGAUUUAUCAACUCCACCGCCUUUGGAUGCUAUGUCUAUACAAUCGUCUCCCUCGGUGAUACAUAGUAAUGUAAUCAAUCAAGCCAGUAUAUCUGGCAGGGACAAGAAUAAACUGAUGAGGCCUUGGGCUGCAUUUACAGCUUUUGAAGAAAGCACAAGAUAUUUUUUAAAGGACGAAAAAGGAUUGACGAAGGGGAAAGAAUGGUUUGUAGGCAGAAUUGUCACUUUGGAACAUUUCGUAGCAGAUAGCCCCUCUAAUAAUCCAUUUAGACUACCAAAGGGCUCAGUUUGGUUUCAGGUCACUGCGGUUGUGGUUUCAUACCAGGGAGUUUGA